GACGCCGGACGGAAGCCGGGCCGGGCCGGGCCGGGCGCCGCUGGUGCCGCGCGGCCGCGUCCGUAGUUACCGGCCGGGCGGCCGAGCGGGCCGGGCAUGGCGCCGCCGCGCUGCAUCUGCGAGAUCUGCUCCUGCGGACGCCAUCGCUGCUGCCACAGAGUCACAAAGAUUUAUGAUGAUGGAGUGCAGGCAAGCCACACAACUGAGUAUGUGGAGAAGUACCCUGGCUAUGGCAACAUCUGCCCUCCUGAGAGCUGCAAGCCCAAAGCAGAGCUGCCAGAGGAUCAGGGGAGAAUGGACGGCACCACGACGUUCAAGUCUGAUUAUUUACCAUAUGAAAUUGUCCCGAGACCUUUUCAGCCACAUGCAGAAUACAGACCAAAGUCAGGGAAGAUUGACCUGGGAACCAUAUACCAGAGAGAUUACAAUCCUCAUAAAGUAGGACCUGUGAUAUUAGCAAGGCCUCGAGAGAGGAAACACACUUCAGAUGCAAAAGUGGAUACGAUCCCGACUUACCGAGAUGACUAUAGGUUACGGAAAGGCGAAAGAGCGGAAUCCUGUAAGGUGGAGCAGGCAUAUGAGCCACCUUCGGAGAGGUUUGGAAAUCCUUCUACAUUUCAAGAUGACUACAUCCCCAGGCAACCCAAUCCACCCCCAAGCUUUAAACCUUGUGAAACCAAGCUGGCAGAGGGGCCCUUUGAUGCCAACACCAUCCAUCGCAUGGCCUACGUCGUCCAUGAGCUGGAGCCCAUGUUCGUAAGGCCAAGAGAAGAGUACAAGCCAUGCGACCAACCCUUUGAGGAUCUCACAACCCACCAGAGAGAUUUUAAAGGGAUGCCUGGGGAACAAGCAAAAAGCUGCAAGCCUGAAAACAGAAAACUUGGAUCUGAUGAUCCUUUUAAAGGAACCACUGAAUUCCAGGAUCGCUAUCAGCCGUAUUUGGUCACUGCACCUGAGUUCCAGAAACCCAGAGAGUACGUCCCACCCACAGACAAGAUGGACCUCAAGUCCACAAACCGUCUUGAUUACAUUAAACACAAGGUUGCUCCUAGAGCUCCCAUAAGACCAGCUCCUGGAAGAAAAAGCACUGGCCCUUUUCAAGGGAAGACUACUACAAAAGAAGACUAUCAGCCCUGGACGGUUUGUCCGCCAGGACUUAUUAAGAAAGAAGAGGAAAUUCAGAAAUUCACAGGAAAAUUUUCUAGUUUAACUACAUUCAGAUCCCAUUACAUCCCACAUCAAGCCAACCCACCUCAAAGUUUCAAACCUGUGCAGACUGUAUCCAAGGCAGUUCCUUUUAAAGAUGAAACUUUGUAUCGCACUGAAUAUAUUCCGAAGAAGCAAGAGAUCUGCCCAGCGCUGCAACCAGACGCUGCGGGCUAUGUCUAUGUAAACACAGAUUCUGAGGGUCACAAAUUCUACCGCCAGCUGUCUCCAGAACCUUCUAGCUGUAAUUCUAUUGCAGAGGAAGUACCUGCUGUGUCAUAAUAAUAUGCAAUAUUUCAAGCACCUUGGUGAAAUAAUUGGAAAGCAAAUUGUUCAUUUUCUCUUUAAAUAAAAAUACUGAAAGCAAAUUAAAUACUGAAAAUUUUGCUUUUAGACAUUUGAAGAAAACCAAAGCCAAACCAAAGUUUAUUACAAGACUAAUAAAGAUCUGCCAAAUGCUGAAGGAACACUACUCUCUACGUGGCAUCUAUCCUUUUUCUGACUGCAUUCUAGUUUCCUUGACUCCCCAGAUUUCAUCAUACUCCAUUUCAAGCAUAUUUAUAAACAUCUCAAUGUAUUUAUAUCCAUCUCAAACAUAUUUAUAUCAAGAUAUUUUCUGCAAAUGAUUGUAUUUGUGAAAUAGCCAGUGUCUUUUGCUGAUAAACUAUUUUACACAGUGAGCAAAUAAUGCUAUUUACAAUAAUCUAAGAAAUCAUUCAUAAUCUCAGUGAUCUGUAAGAUUUUUUCUUUAUAUUUUACUGCCUAGAUCAUAAGAUAGCAUGCCAUGACACCUAGGCAUUUCUAAAAACCUGGUUUUAGCUUUAGUCAUCACUACUUUAAAUUCCCACUGUAAUUUCUGGUAACAAUUUAGAGGUGGUAACCUCAUUCUUUUUCUAUACACAUACUUGAAACCACUCAACCACCAAAAGCAGUUCAUUAGACUCUGUUUCCUAAUUUCCCUGAUUGUGCUCUUUCAGCCUUACUUCCAAAGGAAACAAAACUGAUGCACGUUGGACACACUGACACACUUAGUGCAUGUGUCUUCCCUGGCUGAAUCAUCUUUAAACCCAGUGUGCAAAUUCAAUCAAAUCUCAUGAUGAGACUGCAUAGAUUUACAGAAAAUAGAGUAAACUCAGAAAUACCAGCUGAGGUGCAGAAAUCUGUAGGCAGCCUGACUUCAGUCUGUCUGCUCUUCAAAGAAUUGCUUGUUCCAAAUACACAGAUGCCAAUUUUUUACACAAAUUUUACACUAAAUUGCUUCUGUACGAAAUAUUUAGUAUUUUCUCUAUGUGUCUUUAGCUGAUUUUUGAGAAAUCGAGAUGAAUCAAUUUAAUUUUAUUACAUCCAUGAUUUAAGCAAGUCCCAAUUAAUUGUUCUGUAAUUAACUAUUAUUAUGCUCUAUCACACUACUCCAGUAUGACUUUUUUCUCAGUGUUGCAUAUCUUGUACCCAUUGGUGUAGAACAGUAUUUGGGUUCUGAAUCAUGUGGCUGUACUUCAUAAACAAAGUCUCUUAUAAAACAGCCAAGAUCAAUGAUGGAAACAUUUUUAAAGCAGGAACUUGUUCAUGUGAAAGCAAGAAAGCUGAACUGAGCAAAUCAGCUGUGCACAAAAUCAUUGCAUGAAAGGGAUCCAGACAUUAUUAGAGCAGCUGUCACUUUUACAGAAGUUUUGUCUUUGUACUGUGUUUUUGUAGUAUCACUCUGUUAAUGACAUAGCAAACCAGUUUUACUUUUGUGUCUGAAAAUUAGAGUGAACAAGGAUGAUGUAAAUCUGUAAGAUCCUAAAAGCAGGACGGAAAAAGUCCAAUUGAUUGUCAUCUUUCUGUACCACAGCAGAAAAAACACACUCUAUUGAGUCAUUUUCUGUCAUGCCACUAGUGAGGAAACAAAGCCAAACUUUGCACAGUCACACCUACCCAGGUCCACAUCCUACACAGUCCUGGUUCCUCUGGAGCUGGUUACAGAAGCUCCCAAUGCCAGCCAGCUCUCCUUUCUAGGGAGGGAGAAAUGCAGCCUGAAUCCAUGAAGUCACAUGUGCCUGUAUGUUCUGCUGGGUCUGUGAGGGAGCCCAGAUGCUUCUUAAAAUUUUCACAGCUGUUUUUUCAGUUCUGAAGUCACUUCCCUCCCUUAAGUGAUGGAAAGUCAUUUGCUGCCACCUACCAGCACGGUACAAACAUUUUGAGAGGAAGGGAAGUGGAGGGCAUAUUCGAUACAUUUAACAGUUCCUCUGCAGAUGUGUUUGAAAGCUUUUUUAGGGUGGAGGGACAUAUUUCCUUUCAUUUUGUCCUUUAUGUUUUCCCCUAAGUUUAAUAGUGAAAGAGAGAAGCCUUUAUUACUUCACAAUUGAAAAAGCCCCAACACACUGAUUGUGCUUCCAGGAAAAGCAUCAAAUGAUAUUAUAAACCUUCAGACACUAUUCAAUACCUGACGUCAACUUUUUCAUAAGCAACAAAUUACUGAAAUGCAGACUAAAUGAAGAGACGGCUGGAAAACUUACAUUUUUCCAAAAUAACAGCUUUUUAAAAAGCAUUUUAUGAUGUCAUGCUUAACCAAGAUGUAAAAGCAGAAGUUAUUCAUGGAUUCAGUUGCUGUUCUGAAAGUGCUUUCUGUGCACUCUACAUCCAGCAGCAGGCUCCACAGCACUGCUGUACAGAGCCUUUGCUUUUUUAAAAGACUGCACAAGUGGAAUUCAAAGGAAAAUUAAGCCUUUGCCAAUAUUAUCAUUUAGGAUAACUCUGAAACACCAUUACAUUGUUAGACAUUUAUUUUCUAUUCAAUAAAAAAAUUUUUACAGCUUUUAUUGUUCUAUUUCUUAGACUAUUCUUUCUAAAGACUAUUUACAAAGACUAUUCUGAAACAAUUUCUUUUUCAUGGAAGUAUUCCCAUCACUCACUAAAUACAAAACAUAGAGCUGUUCUGUCAGAUGUAAAUGAACUCUGCUUGGUGAAGACCCAGAAAAGACAUGCAAUUUUAUUCCACCUUUUAAAGAAUCCCAAUUCCAGAUUUAAGUGAAUCAGAGCUGACAUUUGGAUUUUGGCAAAUUAUCUUCCCACUUUUUCAGUCAGUUUACAUCUAUGUUAUCUAUUAAUAGCAAUGCAAAGCAGACUGCAGUGAAGUUGACAAUGUCUGAUAGACUGUUAAAAAUAACAACAAGAACUAAUCUGAGGCUUUGAAAAAAUCCCAGAAUUAUGGACAAAGUAGG
This is a messenger RNA of Oenanthe melanoleuca, 4409 nucleotides long. It is a transcript of the gene SAXO2, whose product is annotated as stabilizer of axonemal microtubules 2. NCBI's taxonomy places the organism in Eukaryota, Metazoa, Chordata, Aves, Passeriformes, Muscicapidae. Gene Ontology annotation, biological process: microtubule anchoring. The record is from RefSeq and is a predicted model, not a curated record. Gene Ontology annotation, cellular component: axonemal microtubule; centriole; cytoskeleton. Gene Ontology annotation, molecular function: microtubule binding. The coding region runs from base 97 to 1488 and encodes 463 amino acids. The transcript is spliced from 4 exons.